Molecule: messenger RNA, 2700 nt
Organism: Kwoniella shivajii
Lineage: Eukaryota; Fungi; Basidiomycota; Tremellomycetes; Tremellales; Cryptococcaceae
Exons: 12
Coding region: 1-2700 (899 amino acids)
Biological process (GO): activation of GTPase activity
Molecular function (GO): GTPase activator activity
Source: RefSeq, a predicted model, not a curated record
AUGACUACCUCGGACGAAGUCAAUACAGCUAGACAUUCAACUUCAUCCGAUUCAUCAUCACUAAUCAACAUAUCAUCCAUAUCAUCUCGACAACAAGCUAAUUCACCUUCGUCUACAAACACUUCUUUCGAACACGUUCCUGAUCAUGCUCAAAAAGGGGACAGUGGGGGAGGUGUAAACAAAGGCAAAAAAGCUAAAUUACUUUAUUGUAAAUCACACGUAUCGAUACAUCCUACUUCUUUCAACAAAGAUAACAUAUCAGGAUAUCUUGGUAUAGUGGAAGUUGAACAUGCAGUUCCACAUUCUCUAGCCCCACAUCUAGAUUCAACUGCUCAAAAUGGAGGAGGUAGAAAAACAGAAACUUUGGUUACAUGGGUUCCGGAUGAAUUACUCGAUAGGAUGGAUGUAGAAGAUAGAGAAGGAUACAGAAGAGUUGAAGGCAGAAGUAAUCAAAGUGAACAUGACGGAGAAGAGGAAGAUGGAUUCGUAUUCGUGUCUCUCCCUCCGCCAAAAGGAGAAAAAUACGCUUUCUCAAUCCCAAUCACCAGUAUAUAUAGUAUACUAGUUUAUCCUCCGAGCUUGUCCCACUGGUAUGGUUCAGCGACUUUCAACUUAAUGGGAGGCAUCUCACUACCAACUUUAUACUUCCAUGAUGACGAAUCACCUCUUCUCGCUACGCCUCACGCACCAAAUACUCAACAACCACUUCCUCGUGCACAAUGGGGUUUCCCACCGUUCUUGUCUCUUUUAGAAAGCAGAGCUACAGUCGUCAGAUCUCGGCUUCUUCAAUCAAGGAAGAAUAUGGGUGCAGAGCUUUGGCUCGUUAACCCGAGUAAAUCCGAUAGAGAGGUACAUGAAGCUGGGUUGGAAGAAGAACCUGAAGCUAUACCACCUCAGCGUAAACCUGUACUCGUCAAUCAACCAUCCGAACCUCCCAAAACUGUGCCAUAUCCACCUAAACAAUCGUAUCCCAACACGGCUGUUCUGAACAAUGUUACACCGAAGCAAACCCUCAUGACAUCUCUUUCAAACCUCACAAACCUCUCUCGAAAAGCAGCUUCACAAGUACUCUCACAUCCAUUAGCCCAACCUGUCGUUCCCCAUUUACCACCAGCUGUACGAUCAUUGGUCCAUGUCCCUGGAGAAUGGGAGAGAACAGGAAGAUUACCACCAAAGACCGGAAAAGCAAGUGAUGUAGCAAACGAAUUUGAGUCUGCUCGAUUAUAUCUCGCUAGGUGGGCAAGAGUAGUUGCUGAAGAAGGUGAAAAAGCUCGUCGGGAUGAAAUCGCUUCUCAAGCUCGUUUGCGUAGAAGUUCAGGUUCAGGUUCACUUUCACCCAUGGAAGAUUUAGAGAGUUCAUUAGGUGUAUUUUCAAUGUUACCUAAAUCAUAUUCGAAAAGACCUAUACCAAAUCCAACUAGAACACCCCAACAUCCAAUUACAUCCAGAGAUUGGGAAUCCUUUGCUGCUCAAGGAAGAGAUGAAUUAUACGUGAGAAGAGAAAUUUUCAAGAGAGGUUUCACAGAUUCAACUGAAUCCGAGGAGAAAAAAGCCAGAAGAGAAGGUUGGGAAGUCUUAUUGGGUAUCAUCCCUUGGUCAAUUGGUGGAUUGGGAGGUGGAGAAUUGGGGAAAGAGAAAAGGAAGAAUCAAAGGGAAGAAGCUAGAAAAGCCAAAAGACAAGUGUAUCAAGGGUUGAAAAGUAAAUGGAAGGUUGAAGUGAAUUUGAGUGGUGGAAGAGAUGAUUGGAGAGAAGAAUGGCAUAGAAUCGAUGUCGAUUGCAGAAGAACAGAUAGAAAUCAGUCAAUAUAUGCGGUUCCCUCUGAUGCCGCCAAAAACGGUAAUCAUGAAAAAGAAGGCGGUGGUGCAGCUACCAGUUUGAGAAGAGGUAGUAUAGCCGAUGACGGACAAGGUGACGAAGAAGAAGGUGGCGUGGCAGCAUUGAAUCCACAUAUUGCUGCGCUACGAACAAUCUUGAUGACUUAUCAUACAUAUUCGCCGGAUUUAGGAUAUGUACAAGGCAUGUCCGAUCUGCUCUCACCGAUUUACGUGGUAUUCGAUGCCAAUGAGGCGGAUUCUUUCUGGGGUUUAGUAGGGGUUAUGAAGAUGAUGGAAAGUAACUUCCUUCGAGACCAAAGUGGUAUGAAACGAAAACUGUCAACCUUACAGCAAUUGAUCAGUGUCAUGGAUCCAGAAUUGUAUGCUCAUUUAGAAAGAACCGAUUCGUUAAACUUGUUCUUCUGUUUCCGAUGGAUAUUGAUUUCGUUCAAGAGGGAAUUCAAAUUUGAGCAAGUGAUCAAAUUAUGGGAGGUACUUUGGACAAAUCAUUAUUCCAAUCAAUUCAUCUUAUUCGUUGCUCUUGCUGUACUACAAUCACAUCGAGAUGUACUGAUCAGGUAUUUGACUGAGUUUGAUGAAGUUUUGAAAUACGCAAAUGAUUUGAGUGGAACUAUCGAUCUCGAUACUACAUUAGCUCAAGCUGAAGUGUUGUUCUUAUCAUUCAAGACUUUAGUAGAGGAUUUGGAUAAGGAGACACAGGUAGAGCAGAAAGGUAAAGAGGGACUAAGACAUCGUAAAACUCUAAGCGAUACAUCUGGAGUCACUUCCAAGAAAGAGGGAGAUGACAGCGAGGAGAAUAAAAAGAAGGAGAGAAAAGUUAUCUCGGAGGAUUUGAGGGAAUUGCUGAAUGGCUGGAAGGAAUAA